Etheostoma cragini (Arkansas darter) is the source of this 1310-nucleotide messenger RNA. Its product is annotated as cyclic AMP-responsive element-binding protein 1-like. Bases 310 to 1293 code for a protein of 327 amino acids. Gene Ontology annotation, biological process: regulation of transcription by RNA polymerase II. Gene Ontology annotation, molecular function: DNA-binding transcription factor activity, RNA polymerase II-specific; protein binding; cAMP response element binding. The transcript is spliced from 8 exons. Lineage: Eukaryota; Metazoa; Chordata; Actinopteri; Perciformes; Percidae. Gene Ontology annotation, cellular component: ATF4-CREB1 transcription factor complex; nucleus. The record is from RefSeq and is a predicted model, not a curated record.
CGUCUCCCUCGUCCUCUCCGUGUUGUUGUUCUCGGUGACGCGACGGAGGUGUAGCCUGACGCGGUCUCUUACGUGUCGGUCUGAAUAAAAGUGGAGCUCCGUAGACCCGGGAGUGACGAAGCGAGUCUGUGUUGGUAAGAGGAUACGCAUCCGAAGUUUGCUAAACAGAUAGAUGGCUGCCCAGAGAAGUUAUUUGCGCCUAAUAUCCGCACAAAGCCAACAAAGAGAUCAUGGCGGCGGUGUUGCAGAGGCUCUCAAAAUGAGUCAGUCUCUGCAAGGCUCGCAACACAACUGAGACAUAGAUUUUAAAUGACAAUGGAGGCUGGUGCAGACACACAGCAAAGUGGUGAAACAGUUGUCUCGGAGUCUGAGACCCAGCAGAUCACCAUUGGCCAGACAGGGUAUGAAUGUGGGUUGUCAUGGUUGCAGGCGUCCAUCGCAGCUGGCCAGGUGACAUCCAGCGGUCCCACAGUCACCCUUGUGCAGUUACCCAACGGUCAGACAGUCCAGGUGCACGGGGUGAUCCAAGCUGCUCAGCCCUCUGUCAUCCAGUCCCCACAAGUCCAGACUGUACAGAUUUCGACUGUUGCCGAGAGUGAGGACUCUCAGGAGUCUGUAGACAGUGUGACAGAUUGUCAGAAGAGGAGAGAGAUCCUGUCCAGACGGCCUUCUUACAGGAAGAUUCUGAAUGAUUUAUCGUCGGAUGCUCCAGCAGUGCCUCGAAUUGAGGAAGAAAAGUCCGAGGACGACACAGCCCCUGCCAUCACCACAGUCACCAUGCCCACUCCCAUCUACCAGACUAGCAGUGGCCAGUACAUUGCCAUUACCCAAGGUGGGGCCAUCCAGCUGGCCAAUAAUGGCACAGAUGGAGUGCAGGGCCUGCAGACACUGACCAUGGCCAACGCAGGCCAGCAAGGUGCCACCAUCCUGCAGUACGCCCAGACCAGCGACGGACAGCAGAUCCUAGUGCCCAGCAACCAAGUGGUUGUACAAGCCGCAUCAGGUGAUGUCCAGGCCUAUCAGAUACGCACAGCCCCCACCAGCGCCAUCACUCCCGGGGUUGUCAUGGCGACUUCGCCUGCACUGGGCACAGGAGGCGGCACUGAGGAAGUGACACGCAAGAGGGAGGUCCGUCUUAUGAAAAACAGGGAGGCAGCCCGCGAGUGUCGCAGGAAGAAGAAGGAGUACGUCAAGUGUCUGGAGAACCGCGUGGCUGUGCUGGAGAACCAGAACAAAACCCUCAUCGAGGAACUCAAAGCCCUCAAAGACUUGUACUGCCACAAAUCUGAGUAGACACCAAAUGCCACCAA